Messenger RNA from Arachis duranensis, 2054 nucleotides. RefSeq names its product protein OCTOPUS-like. Lineage: Eukaryota; Viridiplantae; Streptophyta; Magnoliopsida; Fabales; Fabaceae. The record is from RefSeq and is a predicted model, not a curated record. Bases 115 to 1839 code for a protein of 574 amino acids. The transcript has a single exon.
ACUGCUACUUGGAGCUCACUCAAUUCACACAUUUCUCAGUGCUCACUCUCACUCACCCCCAUAGUCAUACCCUUUCAAGAUUCAACUCUAACAUAACAUGUUGGCACUCAAAACAUGACUUCCAAACCUCACCGCCUUUCCUCUUGUCACCGUCACCCUACCAUUCCCGUCAAUAGCUUCUGCGCCUCCUGCCUCCGCGAACGCCUCAAAGGAAUCCAAUCCCCCUCCUCCUCCCCUUCUCCACAUUCCCAUCCUCCGCCCCACCUCCGCCGUACCAAGUCCUUCUCCGCCAACCGUCACCACACUUCCAUAUCCGCCUCUCUCCAGCCCCGCCGCCGCUCCUGCGAGGUCCGCGCCCGGAGCACACUCUCGGAUCUCUUCACCGUCGAUGGCGGCAAGGGGAAGCUGGUUCAGAAGACUUACCUCGAUUCGGAGUAUUUAGGUUUUGAAAUACGAAAAGAGGAACACAAUGGAGAAGAAGCGGUUCGGGUUUGCGACCCAAGGGACAACGAAAAACCCGAAGAAACGAAGACGAUGAAGGAGUUCAUAGAUCUCGAGAUUCGGAACAAGAAGAACGGAGCCAGAGACUUGAAGAGUUUCUGGGAAGCUGCUUCUGCCUUCAGUGAGAAACUAAGGAAGUGGAAAUGGAAGCACAAGUUGAAGAGACGACGCAGUUUUGGCGGUAACGGUAACAGAAACAGAAAUGGAAAUGGAAAUGGUGUUGUUGAUUUUAAUGUUAUGCGGUUUGUUCAGGAGCCUAAAGGGAGGAAAUAUAGGGAAACUCAAUCUGAAAUCGGAGAAUACUGUUCGGGGAGAAGAUCUUGUGACACUGAUCCAAGGUUCUCUAUUGAUGCAGGCCGAAUGUCAGUGGAUAAUUAUCCUCGGCUCUCGUGCGAUUCGAGGUUAUAUGUUGACGAAGGUAGAAUCUCAGUGGAUAAUAAUUCACAGUUUCCAGAUGCCUACAGAAGGUUAUUGGUUGACACGGGCCGAAUCUCAGUGGAUAGUGAUUUGCAAGCGAAGUUUGAUGCAUCUUGGGAUGGAAAACAAUGUGAGAGGCUUUCCCCAGUGGACAGGGUUCUAAUUGAAGGGAACGGCAUUGCUGGUUCCAGUCCUGCUCCUACUCCCGGUGGGUCAUCUGAGGCCAAGGGUUACUACAAGGGUAGGAGGAGUUUCGAUAGGUCGAGCUCUCGUAGGAGACAAUCAACGGCAGAGGUUAAUGAAUUGAGAAUGGUAUCUAAUGCCAAGGUAUCCCCUGCCACCAAUGAGUUGUUCUAUGGUGCCAAGUUACUCAUCAGUGAGAAGAAAGAUUUGGAUUUGGGGAAUGAAAAUGUGAAAUCCUUGAGUGACUUUAAAGGUGAAUGUGUGAUGGGUUCUGCAUCCAAGGAUGAUGACCUUAAUAAUGAUGUCGAUGGGGCUGGCACUGGCAAUCAUAAGGGUUCCAAGAAGGACCACAAGUGGCGUCGAGUGUGGAGCAAGUUCGGCUCAAUCGUGCAGAGGAGGGAAGAAGACAAGGUGAAACUUAAUGUGCAAGGUAGUGAGAGUGUUAGCCAGAAGCUUACUCGAAGCUAUAGUGUAAGUUGUAGAAGCCAAUGUAGCAUGGCUGGUGUGAUUAGCAGCUUGUGGGGUACCGAGACUAAAGGGAACAUAAAUGUGUUGAAUGGAAGACAAGAUUUUAUGGUUCAGAGGAACCGCAGUGUUCGGCACUCGCCGUCACCGAAUAAUCUUGACAAUGGCUUGUUAAGGUUCUAUUUGACACCUUUGAAGAGCUAUAGAAGAAGCAAGUCUGGCAAGAGUAGUAGCCUCAAGGAUUUGCAACAAAUAUCCAGAAGUGUAUUCUAAAGUUGUAUUGUUUGGAUGUGUAUCUGGUUGUAGAAAAAUAUAUAGAUGUAAUUAUUGUUGUCAAGAGAUGAACUACAAUGAUUACAAUGAUUCAGUUGCAAAUUUACUAAUGAUUUUGGUAACAGAAACAAAAUAAAUGUUAUAUUUUGUUGUAUGAAAUUGUAUGAACUGGUAAUAGGAUACCUCAAAUACUGCAAUGAUAUUUCACUUCAUAA